Molecule: messenger RNA, 756 nt
Organism: Candidozyma duobushaemuli
Lineage: Eukaryota; Fungi; Ascomycota; Pichiomycetes; Serinales; Metschnikowiaceae
Exons: 1
Coding region: 1-756 (251 amino acids)
Source: RefSeq, a predicted model, not a curated record
AUGGGGUACGACGUAAUAGUUCUCCCCAAAAGCUGGUUUUUUGAAGACGUCUUCUCGGGUAAGUUCGACACCUUAGCGGAAAUUAUCAACAUCGCGUAUGAUAAGCCUAAGAACAAGUAUGGUAUUAUCAAGACCAGCCGGAUCAAGAAUCCCCAAAACUUGCCUGGUGACUUACAAUAUUCCGAGGAUAAGGAUGUCUUUUUAACGUUGUUGCUUGGAUCGAAGGAGGGAUUCCUGAAGUUUGAACCAAGAUCUUUUUCGGAGAACCCUUUUCUCUCGCUGCAGUAUGGAAGCUACUUCGGAAACCUCACGAGUAACAACAUCAACAUUCAUUUGGUUGAUUCAAAAUUUGUACUUGACGAUGAAGUGAAAAAUAGAGUUUUAUCAACUGUGGGAUUCAAAACUUACAAUGGUUCGGACAAGGAGACAACGGUAGAAUACGAAAUGACUGCCUUCACGUCGUUCCUUCUGGGAAUUGCACCCAAACUUCUCGAAUUCGUCAUUCAAAAUACAUUCAAAGAUGUCGAUACGCGCUACUUCGACUCUUCAAAUGUAUCUACGGUUCACCUCCAUGCCGUGGUGAUUCGGGAUCACGACUUAGUUCCUUACUAUGAAAAAUAUUGCGGCUUCCACAGAUUUGGACAGCCCGAUUUGACAAUUACCGCCAACAAUGAAGAAUCUCCAUUGGAAGAGGGAAUUGAGGCAUCAAGAGAUUUUCAUUUAGCGUUUCUACGCAGAACCAUAGAGCUUAAAUAA